This is a messenger RNA of Trichophyton benhamiae CBS 112371, 2469 nucleotides long. RefSeq names its product intracellular protein transport protein (Sat1), putative. The transcript has 3 exons. Lineage: Eukaryota; Fungi; Ascomycota; Eurotiomycetes; Onygenales; Arthrodermataceae. Gene Ontology annotation, cellular component: Ric1-Rgp1 guanyl-nucleotide exchange factor complex; Golgi membrane. Gene Ontology annotation, biological process: retrograde transport, endosome to Golgi. The coding region runs from base 1 to 2469 and encodes 822 amino acids. The record is from RefSeq and is a predicted model, not a curated record.
AUGUUAUCGGACAUUCAGGUCUUCGUGAGAUGGAAAGAACAAACGAUAUUCGCCGGAGAAGACGUUGAAUGCACAAUCACUUUCAAAAAUGUGACAGAGGAAGAGGCAGGAAACGAGGUUGUUGGGACGACGAAGCAUUAUCGAGGAGGAUCUCGGCCUAUUAACACCGUCACAGAUGGGACCAACUACUCUCCAGCAAAAUCCCUUAACCCAUUUUCGUUCAAUAAUCCGCCGCGUCGCCCGCAGUCCUCGGGGUAUCGGCCUCGACACCCACAUCACAGGGCCUCUGCCUCCGUUGGCUCCUCUCCCAUCUUGAGCCAGAGCUUUCCUCCUACCACCCCAUCACGCACUCAUGGAGCUUCCAACACGCCAGGCCAUUCCCAUAAACGAUCUGUUUCAAUAAUAUCCUUGGAGACGGAUAUUUCUCACGACCGUAAACAGGUUCAGUCCCCAAAGAGUCCACAGCCAGGCCGGCAUGCACGAUCAGCAAGUUUUCAAGCCCCUCCUAGGAGACAUGACCCUUACAGAGAUGAGUUUCCAGCUGGUAUUAAUUCCUCACUUCAUUUUCAACCCUUUUCCAACCUCUCCCUUCCGAGCACCAAGGAUGAAGCAGACCCCUCCCGUUAUCCAAUCAACAACUCACCGGCAGCUAGAAGGAGUCCGAUGCGCAGAGCACCACGCAAAAUGAGCGCUUUCCAUGGAGAUUUCAAGUUUCCGCAGGCUCCGCCUUCGCCCGAAAAUAAAACAAAUCCAACGCAGCCGGCCUCAGAGGAUCAAUACACCGAAUCUCCUCCUAAAGCCACCGUACCCGAUCAUAUUAAUGUAACUGCUGCCAAUGGGAAGUUGACAGCUGACCAGCCUCGCUGCCUUACGCCGGCAACGAAACUCUCCGCUGUAACAGCGAUGGAGGGCAGUACCCGAAGUAGUACUGAGUUUUAUUCUCUUAGCAAUAACUCCACGGAGACUCUUGAUUCAGACUAUAAAUUAGCUUCUAUGAACAGGGGCCUUCCAAGGCAUCGAAGACACCAAUCAAACCUUGAGCCAGCCAGGAACGGCCGAUCUAAUGAGUCGCAAACACUUCUCAUGGGUUAUGCCCAGAUCAACGCUUCAUUCACGGUUGAUGGAUCAUUACUGGAUCAAUCAAUCUUCGAAGAAGUGAAGCGUAAGGGCGUUGUUGGUCACCAUGGCAGCAAUGAACGUUCACCAAGGCAGUCGAAGCCUAGAAGCGGGUUCUGGGGAAAUAUAGGGCUCAGCAGUCUGGGGAACUCUCUUGCAAGUUUGACUUCAACAGGAGAACUUGACGGGCUACGGGAAAUGCGAGGCGCCUCUUCAUCCAACUCCAUACCUCUACUAUCAACUCCGCAAUCCCUUCUUUUCGUCGACCUCCGCUUGGCUCCCGGGCAGGAAAAGGCGUUUUCAUUCUCAUUUACUCUACCCCGCGGGCUACCCUCAAGCCACAAGGGCAAGGCUAUAAAGAUUUCAUAUAAUUUGGUUAUUGGAACGCAAAAGGCGGCAGCCAUAAAGGGAAAUCAGCGACUUCACAAGAUCAAUGUGCCAUUCCGUGUUCUCAGUGGCGUGGAUGCGCAAGGAGGUGUUCUCGGACAUGAUCUAAUGCAGCCAUACGUGGUGCUGAGGGAUGAAGCACGAGUGCAAAGUAUUGAUUCAUCAGCCCCGCGGCCACCAGCAAAGGAAAAAAGCAUAAGCGCGAAAGCAUGGACAUCAGCACCCCAGUUUCUAUCUUACGUAGACGAAAUCCUCAAGCAAAAGGACCGUCAGGACUCCUUGGUGUCACCGAUAAGUCCCGGGCCGCCACACCUUCAUCACGAAGCCCCCUUUUCGUGCAAGGACGCCAUUGACUUAGCUAUCCUACGUAGCAACCAGUCAACUGCAUCAGAUCAGAGUGCCAACCGCUUCGAAAUAUCUCGCAGUGGCCGGCGAGUUGCCGUGAUAGUGCUUAAUCGACCAUCGCACCGAAUAGGAGAAACUAUCGUGGCUACUGCCGAUUUUACAAACGCAGCUAUUCACUGCCACUCUCUACGUGGCUCUUUAGAAACCCACGAGACAAUCAAUCCCGAAAUUGCCCUUCGAUCUGCGGCAAGUAUCACUCGUGCCACACGAAAGGUUCACGCCAUGUGUUUCGAAAACACCCUCUUUGCAUCCAGAGUGGCCUUCACGCCCGCCAUCCCGGUCUCCGCCACUCCUACUCUAAUCACGUCUGGUGUGAAUGUUGAAUGGCAGCUUCGGUUUGAGUUCGUAACAAGCAGCUUGCCCGAUUCUACGGAGAAUGCUCAUACGUCAGCAUCUGGGAUUGGUCUGUUAGAACCCGUCGAGCAUGAUGAACGAGGAACUGUGUUUGCCGCUGCAGAACAUAUAUCCUGUGAAUCUUUUGAAGUUAGCAUCCCUAUUACGGUCUAUGGCGGGACGGUGCAAGAGCCUAGCCGAGAGGAGUUGCAGGGAAUACCUAUAUAA